AUGGAUUUCCUGAAGCUCCUGGCCCUCUACCACCACACUAUUGUAGCAAUCAUCCUCAACAUGCUGGCCCUCUGCCUUUCUACCACAUCCUUCCUUAGCAGCUACUGGUGUGUGGGCACACAGAAAGUGCCCAAGCCCUUGUGUGGGAAGACUAUGGCCUCCAAGUGUAUUGGCAUGUCAGUGCCCUUGGAUGGGGGUAGCAGCAACACAUCAAGCCAGGAGGUGGUAAACUACAGCUGGGAGACAGGAGAUGACCGCUUCUCCUUUCGCUAUUUUCAUGCUGGCAUGUGGCUCUCUUGUGAGGAAAAUGUGGAAAGCCCAGGAGAGAAGUGCCGCAGUUUCAUUGAACUCACACCACCAGUAGAAAGAGGAAUACUUUGGUUAUCCCUGGGGUCAGAGAUUGUCUACAUCAGUCUUUUAUCCAUCAGUCUCCUCCUACUGCUACUGGAAUUGUUCUUUCCUGGGAACCCUGGCUGUGGACUUAAGCUUAACGCCUUUGCUGCUAUGUCUUCGGUCUUGUCAGGCCUUUUGGGGAUGGUGGCACACAUGAUGUACACCCAAGUUUUCCAGGCAACUGUCAACUUGGGACCAGAAGACUGGAGGCCACAUACUUGGGAUUAUGGCUGGGCUUUCUACAUGGCCUGGGUCUCUUUCACCUGUUGCAUGAUCUCAGCCGUCACAACCCUCAACACCUACACUAAGAUGGUACUGGAAUUCAAAUGUAGCCAUUACAAAUCCUUCAAAGAGAACCUGAGCCACUCACCGUCGCUACACUACCAAUGCCUUCUGCUACAGCAGCAGCAGCGGCGGCGACCACAGCAGCAGCAGUCACUGACUCCAACCCAUUCCAGGGAUCAACUGAGCAGCUACCACCAGGACCAAAACCAGUCUGUCCAUUCGGCCUCUGUAGGGGUUGACUUUUGCUCAGAGCUACAGGAGAAGGUGCUUUCACAAGAGCCUAGGACGGAACUAAGUGAAGUGCUUGAAUCUUUAGUUGAGGAUGAGCAAUGUUAGGCCUG
Trichosurus vulpecula (common brushtail) is the source of this 1019-nucleotide messenger RNA. RefSeq names its product germ cell associated 1 (gene GSG1). Gene Ontology annotation, cellular component: plasma membrane. Lineage: Eukaryota; Metazoa; Chordata; Mammalia; Diprotodontia; Phalangeridae. The transcript is spliced from 5 exons. The coding region runs from base 1 to 1014 and encodes 337 amino acids. The record is from RefSeq and is a predicted model, not a curated record.